Messenger RNA from Aspergillus bombycis, 4452 nucleotides. RefSeq names its product putative UDP-glucose:glycoprotein glucosyltransferase. Gene Ontology annotation, molecular function: UDP-glucose:glycoprotein glucosyltransferase activity. The transcript has 5 exons. Gene Ontology annotation, cellular component: endoplasmic reticulum. The record is from RefSeq and is a predicted model, not a curated record. Lineage: Eukaryota; Fungi; Ascomycota; Eurotiomycetes; Eurotiales; Aspergillaceae. The coding region runs from base 1 to 4452 and encodes 1483 amino acids.
AUGAUAUCCGGCAUUGGCCCUGUCGCAUCGUGGCGACUUUCUGUAAUUGUCGCUGCUUUGCUGACCUGCCUAGUACACGCAAGCCCAUCAGUCAAUGUUGCUUUAGAAGCUUCAUUUGACUCGGCACCCUAUCUCAUAGAGCUUCUAGAAACCGCCGCUGAAGAAAACGCAACUGCUUAUUUCCCACUGCUGGACCGCAUCGCCGAUGGAGCCUUCGAUGAUGUUGUGACUGACAAAGAAGUAUAUGAUCGUUUUCUACAGGUUGUACAUGAGGAUGGUUACCUGAGAACUCCUGAAAGCCUUUCGUCGUUUAAACUCUCCUUGGCAAUUCGCUCGACGAGCCCCCGAAUCGCGGCCCAUUAUCAAUACUAUAAUGCUUCCGUACAACAUUCUUUGAUGGCAGCGCAGGACGCAGCCUGCCCGGUAUGGGUACACUCAGAUGGCAAACAGUACUGCUCCUCGACCAUGGAGCGUGCUCAGCAGGAUGUUUCUGGAGAUUUGGACCUGCGAGAGCUCCAGUUUGAUAGAGUCCUGGGUGAUACGUCGUUGCCACCGGCCGUCUUGUAUGCGGAUGUGGCAUCUCCAAUGUUCAAGGAGUUCCACCAGACGCUGAGUGCUUUGGUAAAGGAAGGGCAGAUUUCGUACCGAGUACGCUAUCGGCCACCUCAGCACUGGAGCCCUCGACCUCUUUAUGUAUCCGGCUAUGGUGUUGAGCUUGCGUUAAAGCGAACCGACUAUAUUGUGAUCGACGACCGAGACGCUGGACAGAAAGAACGCAGAAAUGAGGCCAACAAAGUAGGCGAUUUGGAAGAGGACGCCCCAGAUGAUCUUCGGCCACUAUCCUCGUCUGAAGUAUCACGGCUAGGUGUGAACACUGUUAGCUACGUGAUGGACAGCAACAAUCCUCUGGGUACACUUGUGAAGCUCUCGCAGGAUUUUCCCAAAUACUCGGCUAAAAUAGCAGCUCAUAAUGCCACCACCAAGCUUUUGCAAGACAUCCGCUCUAGUCGACUGGGAAUGCUUCCAUCUGGAGUUAACGUUAUGUGGAUUAACGGGGUCCAAAUGGAUCCUCGGAAGAUUGAUGCAUACUCUCUGCUGGACCAUCUACGUCGUGAAAGAAGAUUAAUAGAGAAGUUCAGAGAUCUGGGAAUCUCCGCGCAGGAGGCUGUAGACCUCCUGUCUCACAAGCUUCUUGGGGAGUCUUUGGAACAGGAUGCACCUCAGCGUUACAAUUACCGGGAUGAAAUUGAAGGUGGUGGGGUCCUCAUAUGGCUGAACGACCUUGAAAAGGAUGCCAAGUAUGACUCUUGGCCAGGCGAAUUAGGGGCAUUCCUGCGGCCUACAUUCCCAGGUCAACUUCCGCAAGUCCGCCGCGAUGCGCACAACAUCGUUGUCCCAGUAGACUUGACUGAUGCUGAAGAUAUGAACUUUGUAGUCAAGACAAUCCAGGUGUUUGUAAAGAGAAAGAUACCUGUGAGGUUUGGCUUAGUCCCUAUUGCAUCUUCUCCUGGAUCUACGGCUCAACUUAAAGUCGCACAUUACCUCCAAGAGACCUUCGGUCUGGCAAGCUUGAUUCAAUACCUCGAGGAGUCUUUGUCUGCAAACAAAAUCGCAUCUCCAGAUAAAACAUCCUUCCAAGCUGCAACCAAAGAGCGGAAAGCCCGUGCUGAUAGAAGUGCCUUGUCGCUCGAAGAGAUUCAGAAACAUGGAGAGCUCGCUAAGACAGUGUCUCGUACAGUUAGUUAUCAGAAUCGUCUCCAGAUUACAGGUGGAUCAUCGUUAAUGUUCAUCAACGGUGUCCCAGUAGUCCGGGAUGAUAAUUGGGUGCAAGAGAUGAGCAACAGGGUGGGCAAAGACCUGCAGUCACUCCAGCAAGGAAUCAUGGACAAUGCUUUUGAGGAAGACACGUGGCUACCAGGGGUUUUCCUUUCCCAGGCCUUCGAUCGUCGCAACCCCUGGGUGAUCCCCGAGGAUCCAAAGGAUAUCCGGGUUAUUGAUCUAGCUAAGGUGUCGGAGUCGCAGAAAGGAGGGCUGGAUGUGCUCCCGCGCAUUACCUCUGACAAAGAUAAUGCUCUCGAUAGCGUUCAUAUGAUUGUCAUUGGUGAUUUUGACUCCGAAAGCGGUGCCAAGCUGCUCACUGCAGCGUUGGAGAGCCGGCAAAAGCAUAGUGACGUUGAGAUCCUCUUCCUUCACAACCCAGCCCAUGUGCCUAGUGCAAGUGGAUCCAUAGCUCUCUAUCAUUUACUAAAGGAAAGCCAAAAUGUGGAUGUCACACAGGUCUUGGCUGAUAUUGGGUCUUCUGGUGCCUCUGUGCCAGCCCAUAAAGAAGCAGAGAUUGCUCAUUUUUGGGCGUUACAGCAGCCAUUGGCUGGCGAGCUUGGUUUUGCUCCCGGAGUAAGCGGUGUUGUCAUCAAUGGCAGAGUAGUUGGACCUAUACCGGGUGAUUAUACGGUGGUGCCGGAUGAUUUUGAUCAGCUUUUGAUAUAUGAGCACACAAAGCGCAUAGAUCCUGUUGCGAAAGCUGUCAAGGACCUCGCGAUUGGCUCAAAGCUUUCUGGGCCUUUAGCUUUUGCUAAACUUACUUCUCUAGCUACUCUUUCGACUAUAUCUGAUGUCCCAGAGGGUAUUUUCGAAUCAACUUCGGACGCCCGAAUGAACCUGUUCGACAAGUGGAACGAUUCUCACUCGGUGGUAACCGUCUCCAAUUCUGAAGACCCGGCGAUCACGAUAGUCGCUUCUAUUGACCCGACGUCUGAAGUGGCCCAAAAAUGGCUACCAAUCUUGAAGGUACUUUCAGAGUUGGCAAGCGUCAGGCUUAGACUCUUCUUGAACGCCCGGGAAGAAAUACAGGAGCUUCCAAUUAAGCGCUUCUACCGCUACGUCUUGGAUCCGGAACCCUCUUUUUCCAACGAUGGCGCUGUAUUAAGACCUGGUGCCUCUUUCUCAGGUGUGCCGGUUGAGGCAUUGCUUACCCUGGGCAUGGAUGUCCCAUCGUCUUGGCUUGUAGCACCCAAGGACUCCGUUCACGAUCUCGAUAACAUCAAGUUGAGUUCCUUGAAGGCAGGAUCUGAUGUUGAUGCUAUUUAUGCAUUAGAGCACAUCUUGAUAGAAGGCCACUCGCGGGACUUGACUACAAAGACUCCACCAAGGGGGGUUCAGCUAGCUCUUGGUACCCAGGAGAACCCGUACUUUGCUGACACUAUCAUCAUGGCCAACCUAGGCUACUUCCAGUUCAAAGCUCAACCAGGAUUGUGGCAGAUAAAUCUGAAACCUGGUCGCAGCGAACGGAUCUUCAAGCUCGACAGCGUUGGUGGCAUGGGUUACGCUCCACAACCCGGUGAUGAGAACAAUGAAGUAGCACUCCUUUCCUUCCAGGGUAAAACCCUUUUCCCUCGCUUAUCGCGAAAGAAGGGCCAUGAGUCCGAAGAUGUAUUGGACACAAAUUCUAAGCCUGGAUCUGCCAUGGACUACGUGUCUAAGGGGCUCAGUUUUGCCUCCGGGAUCCUAUCGAGCGUUGGAGCCGGCUCUAAGCUUAGUACUACCGAAAAGCAAGCCGACAUCAACAUCUUUUCAGUGGCAAGCGGCCAUCUAUACGAACGAAUGCUGAAUAUCAUGAUGGUAUCAGUGAUGCGGAAUACCAAGCAUUCCGUCAAGUUCUGGUUCAUCGAGCAAUUCCUCUCGCCUUCCUUCAAGUCUUUCCUCCCCCACCUAGCCAAAGAAUACGGCUUCUCCUACGAAAUGGUCACCUUUAAAUGGCCACACUGGCUCCGCGCCCAGCGUGAAAAGCAGCGCGAGAUCUGGGGCUAUAAGAUCCUCUUCCUAGACGUUCUCUUCCCCCUUUCUUUGGAGAAGGUCAUCUUCGUCGACGCAGACCAAGUCGUCCGCACAGACAUGUACGACCUCGUCAACUUAGACCUAGAAGGCGCUCCUUACGGCUUCACACCCAUGUGCGAUUCGCGCCAUGAAAUGGAAGGCUUCCGCUUCUGGAAACAAGGUUACUGGAAGAACUUCCUCCGCGGCCAACCCUAUCACAUUUCCGCCCUUUACGUGGUCGACCUGAGCCGAUUCCGUGCUCUGGCUGCCGGCGACCGUCUCCGUGGUCAAUACCAGAUGCUCUCUGCUGACCCCAACAGCUUGAGUAAUCUUGACCAAGACCUACCGAAUCAUAUGCAACACCAAAUCCCGAUCAAGAGUCUGCCGCAGGAGUGGCUGUGGUGUGAGACCUGGUGUUCCGAUGAGUCUUUGGGCCAGGCGAGAACGAUUGAUUUAUGCAAUAACCCGCAGACUAAGGAGCCUAAGCUCGAUAGGGCGAGACGGCAAGUCCCCGAGUGGACUGAGUAUGACGGGGAGAUUGCUGCGUUGGUGGAGAAGGUUUCUUUAGAGCAGCAACAGAGUGAAGAAGUGCAGCCUGACGAUGAGGAAGAUGAGGAAUGGACAAAGGAUGAGUUGUAG